UAACAAAAUCCACACCGUAUACGAAUGCAAAUAGGGUACAUGCAGCUCAGAGGCGCUUCACAGUGCAAAGACGUUCAUCAGUUUUGAGACUACUCAACAUGGGAGUCCAAGGACUGAAGAGAUACAUUGAGAGCAACAGAAAAUUUUUGAGGGACUAUCCUUUCAGAGACAGUCAACUAAUAAUAGAUGGAUGUAACUUUUACUAUAGCUUGUACUUUCAGUGUAAAUUGGAUCAGAUGCAUGGAGGAGAUUAUGACGCCUUUGAAGAAAUUAUCAGAAAAUUCUUCGAGAACCUCACAGCCUGUGACAUUCGCCCUUUUGUUGUACUUGAUGGUGGGGCCGAUCACACUGACAAAAAAUUUGACACUCUCAUGGAACGAAGUCAGGGCAAAAUAAAACAAGCCUAUGCCCUGUCUGUGGGAUCACGAGGGACAGUCCUCCCUAUUCUCAUUAAAGAUGUGUUCAGACAGGUCCUUCAUAAGCUAAAGGUACCACUUGUUGAGUGCCUUCAAGAGGCCGAUUGGGAAAUUGCUGCUUUGGCUAAACAGUGGAAUUGUCCAAUUCUGUCCAAUGACAGUGAUUUUUAUAUAUUCAACCUCAAGGCUGGAAUCUUGCCAAUCACAUAUUUUCAGUGGGAAAAUGUAAGAGGGGACAGACAGACAAACAAAAAAUUCAUCCCAACCAAACAUUUUUCUGUGGAAAAUUUAUGUGCAUCUUUUAAACAUAUGAACAAGGAUCUUCUCCCACUCGUCGCCGCCAUCUUAGGCAAUGAUUAUAUGAAGCUGCAAAAUAUCAGAUAUCUGAGGUGGGAGCAGCACUCAGUACACGGUGGGGAGUUUGCCCGUAUUGAUGGCUUGCUUCACUGGUUAUCCAAGUUUGCAGGGCCAGAAGAGGCCAUAGCUGAUUUCCUUAAGCUAAUUACAGAUGAAGAAAAGGACAUUGUCGUUAAAGCACUGUUUGAGGCCAUCAAGGAAUAUAAGCUAUUCUCCAGUUCUCUUGCCCAGUUCUUCAUCUCAAAGACAGUUCCACAAACAUCCAGUCCACUGCAAGCAUUACCUAAGUGGACCCUGCGUCCCCUGCUUGAAGGAAGAAUGAGCUCCUACAUUAUUGAUGUUCUGGUAUUGCAAAGGAACACCCUGAGAUCCCAGGUUGAAGAUUUUGAGCUCCCCAGUAGCAAUGAAACCUCUCGUCCCAUACGACAAGUGCUUUAUGGUGUACUCUUGUUGGGAGAACAGCAAACAGAAGACAAACUCAUGGCAGCUGCUAAAGAGUCUACUGGCACAAGCAAGUGCUAUGUAGAUGAGUACGACAGGGAACAAUUAACACUAACCUUUUCAAAAGUUGAAGCCAUACAGACGAGGGUAAAGCCAGGAAUUCGACUGGAAACAUUAAGGGAGGAACCACACAAUGUGCGGCUUCAGGUUCUCUUGGACACUUUGGGUGUGCCAACCGUUGUCUUAAAAGCAAUCCCCCUUGAUCUCCAGCUGCAAGUGUUUGUGACACACUACUGGAUGGUAAACGCACAACCUCAGCCGAGCCAAGUGCAUCUUUGGAGCCUGCUAUUGGGCAUGGUCUAUGGAAAGCUCUGCAGUAUGCCCAACAAACAAAAAGACACGCUGUUGAGCCUCAAAAAACUGCAAAUUCACCAGGGAAAGAACCGUUUGGACCACGAAGUGGCUCAUCUAUACAGCCAGUGGCAAUCCUGCUUAUUAUGGAGUCUCCAUCUCAAUCGUUUACUGUGUCUUCCACUACAAGAACCAGAGUGUGCAUGGCUGUACCGUGGAACACUGGUGCACCAGGCUGUUCGAGAGCUCAGCAGAGGCGUCACUCCAGAAACUCUGCUGGUGAGCGGUUCCUAUGCUGAGCAGCUGUUCAGACAGUUGAAAGAUGCAGUGCUGAGCUUGGUGGAUAAGGACGGCAUUUUGAGAAUAAGUAACAGGGAUGGGCACAGAACUGCUGUCAAAAUUCCUAAUGGCUACAGACAUCACAAUCAGCCCAUAGAUGAACUGAGCAGCUUGUUUGAACAUUUCAUGGAUGAGGAUAUUGAGGACUAUGAUGAUGAUGAUCUUAAUGGAAAAGGCAGGAGUAAGGCCAAGACCGAGAUGCUUGAAUGUUCUUAUACCGUCCGUACCAGAUACAAGGCCAAAUCACGCAAUGAUACUCAUCCCUCUAAGAAAUAUGAGAGGAGAUGCUUUGAGUAAAUGGCUUAGAUAUCUCCCAAAAGCAAUUCAAAGUUGUUGGAACAAUCUGGGAAGAUGGGGUUUUGACUCUUCCCUCAGUUUGUAAAACAAACAAAAUAGCAUUUACAGUAAUGCACUUAUGCAAAUGUGUUAACAUGAGACUUGUGUGAGAAAAUGUUCACUUAACCUAGUCUAUGUAAAGUUAUAUACAAUCUUUUAACUCCUUUCAUUACCAUGUAAAGGCAGUAAAGCAGAUAACUUCUGCUUGAUGUGCUCAAGGAUACCAGAAAUGGACAUGUAACUAUCAAACAGAAAUUACAUAUGAAUUAUUUUGAUAAUGCAUUACUACAGUAAAGCAAUUUACUGCUCAAAUAACACAUUUUUAUACAGGAGAACUGAUGCAAGAGCUUUAACAAAUCUGAGCUUUGCAUUUCUGCUUUUAAAUUCUCCAGAAUGGCUUGCCCCAAAAACAUCCACUGUACUUACAGCAUGCAUGACUUUAAACACAAUCUCAGUUUGUUUUUACAAACUGAAAGAGUCAGAAUGCACUGGUUCUUAUUUCCUCAUUAUGAGAAGUUUUUACAAUGCACUUUACUAUGUAAUAUAAUUGAAUGGACAGUUUUAUGUUUGCCAACAGAAGACUCUAAAUAACUUUAUGCCUAUGACACUCUUGAAACUCACUAAGCUCUUGUAGUCCUUAAUGUACAGUUGUGUUAAUAAUAAAUUAUGAAAUCUAGAGCAUGUAU
Messenger RNA from Myxocyprinus asiaticus (Chinese sucker), 2926 nucleotides. Its product is annotated as protein asteroid homolog 1-like. Lineage: Eukaryota; Metazoa; Chordata; Actinopteri; Cypriniformes; Catostomidae. The record is from RefSeq and is a predicted model, not a curated record. The transcript is spliced from 5 exons. The coding region runs from base 99 to 2201 and encodes 700 amino acids.